GCCGUAGUUAGAAAAAAUGCGGAAAUGUACAGUGAACUGCGGAAAAGUUGACAAAGAAGUGAGAAGUUCGCUGACAUGUAGCCUAAAGAAGAUGGGACUCCUUUGAAGUUCAACCCCGUAAAACCUUCCCGCUGGCUUCUCACAGUCUAGACUUCAGACUAGCCUAAUCCCACUGACCACCCAUCAGUCGCCAUGAGUAGCAACAGUCUGGACGACGAGGCCUCGGAAGAAGACCCACCCAAGGGGGGUGAUGGGGAGGGUGACGUCUGGGCGUCCUCGGUCCGCUGCCUGGGCUACCUGUCCAGCGUCAACCUGCUGGUGGCCGUGUGCCUGGGCAUGUAUGUGCGCUACGAGGUGUCGGACGAGCCCAUGAUAUUGGUGAUCGUCAUCCUGGGUCUGUUCGUGCUGGGGAUCGGCAUCAUACUGUACUACUACUUCGCUAUGGAGUCGGCCAGCAUGAAUCUCUUCCACCUGUGGUUUGGCUUCCUCCAGGGGCUGCUGUGCUUCCUGAAUAGUCAAGCGCUUGAGGAAGACGUGAAGGAGCAGGUGACCAACUACCUGCUCCUGGCCAGCGUGUCGGCGCGUGCCCUCUGGGCCGUGACGGAGCGUGUCGGCGGCAGCGCCCGCUACCGCGCCACCCUCCUCACCUCCGAGGAGGUUCUGGAGCUCCUGGGUUUCGCCAUCGCCAGCACCACGCUGCCCCUGUACAAGUCGGCCGCCCUGCUGGCGCUGACGCUGGCCCUGGCUGCCACCGUGGUGGACCUGAGGAUGAAGUCCCUGCUGGCCCUGCCCAACCUGGUGUGCUUUACCGUGGUCACGGCCGUCUGCUUCUUUCAGGCUCUGGCCAUCCGCACCAACCCCUUUGCGCUGGGCUGCUACCUGGGCCGUCUCCUGUGCGACCCCCUUCUGGACGUCUACUUCAGCGGGCUCCCGCCGACCGAGCGCUGGCAGCCCUUCCUCUCCCUCGGCCGUCUGUGGAGGAGGCUGACCCUGCUACCGCUCACGCUGCUGGAGAUGGCCUUCUUUGGGCUGUGUGCGGUGAAGCUUAGCCACCUAGAGCUCUGGUACCUGGUGAUUCCCGGUUUCCUGGUGUUCGGCCUCUUCUGGCUGCUUUGCCACGCCCUCUUCCUGGCAUCCAUGUGGGGCUUCCACUCCAAGCUAAGUGAGUGCCAGCGUGCCCAUCGUGCCCAGGCGUCUGACACGAGGCCCCUGGACCGGGUGAUGGGGGCACGGGGCAUGCGCCACUUCUGCCUGGUGUCAGAGAGGAUGGUCUUCUUCAGUCUGCUGUCCACCGUCAUACUGGGAGCGGUGUCAUGGCAGCUCUCCAAUGGCUUGUUCAUGGGUGCGUUGCUGGUGGUCUUGCCUCUGGAGUCUCUUGCCUACGGUCUCUUCCAUGAGCUGGGUGGCUGUCUAGGAGGGACCUGUGCUGGAUACGCCCUAGUGGUCCCUACCUGCUACUACAGCGCUGACGGCCAGCCAGUGCUGCUCCCCCCCGAGCAAGUGCAGGCGUUGAACUCUCGCUCCACGGCCGCCCUGUCCGCCAUGCAGCGGCUCUUCUCCCACCACCUCAUCCACCCCUUCGGCUGCGACUACUCCACCAGCGGCCUCUCUCUCGCCGCCCUGCUGGAGAAGCUGCGCAACUUCCUGGAGCUGCGCACGGCCGAGGGGCCUCGCCACGACACCUACCUGCUGUAUUACAGUGGGCACACGCUCCGCACCGGGGACUGGGCGCUGGCAGGCGGUGAUUGCCUGCGUCUGGACCAGCUGUUGGAGCUGUGGCGAGAGCGUAACGCCGGCCACUGCUCUCGCCUCAUCCUGGUGCUGGACACGGACAACUCCCCGCCCUGGGUGCGCGCCGUGCGCCGCGUGGAGGGCCUCUACGUGGCCGUGCAGGGUGCCCAACACCACCCCCAUCCCACGACCUUGACCUCUGACAUUGAAACCGGCGACGUCUCCUCCUCCUCCUCCGGCCGGCCGCACCUGGGCGACUUCACCGCCGCCUGGGCGGACUACAACUGCAGCUCGGCGUCGGCGCUCGCCGCCGCGGGCAACGGGCGCCCGUGGUGCGAGCAUGCCGGCUCAGGUGGCCUGGAGGCGGACUACGGCGUGUCGAAACCCUGGGCCGACUACACGCUGCACCUGCCCACCGGCAGCGACGUGAGCCGCCACGGGGAGGCGCACUUCCCCCGGGUCACCUACCCGGCUCUGGCGCUGGCCAACUGGUGCUGCGCCCUGCAGCCGCUGUGGGCGUGCGGCGCCUGCCUGCGUUGCGUACGAAGGAUGAAGCUGGCCUGGUGCCCGCCCAACGUGUUGGACACGGGGCAGGGCAUACGGCUGGUGAGGUCGUAAAGCAGAGGGAGAGACGCAGAGAGACAGAACCCACACACACACACACACACACACAC
Molecule: messenger RNA, 2405 nt
Organism: Engraulis encrasicolus (European anchovy)
Lineage: Eukaryota; Metazoa; Chordata; Actinopteri; Clupeiformes; Engraulidae
Gene: tmem168a
Product: transmembrane protein 168a
Exons: 9
Coding region: 193-2349 (718 amino acids)
Source: RefSeq, a predicted model, not a curated record